AAAGCGAAUGGGAAACAUGCGUUAGAAUUGUAGUUAUGAUUUUAUAAAAAAUCAAUCAAUUUUGAUAAUGAAAUACAUUAAAAAAGGAAUCCAGCGGACAAGUUCACAAGACAAGUGCGGACAAGUUGUAAGCGGAUCCCUUUUUUAGAAGGAAGCAGCCUUCCAACCAGACAGUAGCAGUGGUUACCAACUCCAUCACAGGGGAACAACAGUCGCACUACGUUGCUACGGUGACGAACUUCGCAUUUAGCAGCCCUUGGGCGGUGGCUUCCACCAAUCAACAAGCGAAUCGUUGUGUAGUUAACAACGCGCAGGCAGGCAAGAGCAACCUGCUUGUCCUUGCACCCUAGACAGUCGACAAGGUACCAACGAGGCGCCUGGGUGGAUCAUUUUCAGUUCGUGGCUCACAGUAGUGUGCAAAACGUGCGUCCAUCAAAAUGAUGUCCAAAGAGGACGAAGAAGCGUUUGAGGCAGGUCUAAGCAAGGUGGAUGAGGUGAUGCGAAUCCUCAACCUAAUGACCAGCGGCGACAAAGCCAAGGAGCAGAUGGGUGUCGCAUUCGCCGACCAAUUUCUUGGCACCGAUAGUGCGACGAAGAAAAAGGACGAAACAAAUGUGGAAAACUUUAUCGUGCGCGUAAACCAAGAACGCACCGUUAUCAACCGCAAAGACGCCGCGGACGAUCCGCCGCUCGAGCAGCCGAUGCAGGACAAGUACGCCUUUAUGGCGGAAAUCGAACGCGACGCGGCAAGACGUGCGACCGAGCGGCGCGAACGGGAGCAGGUCGCCCAGGGGUUAAGGCGGGCCGGCAACCGGGCGUUUCGGCGCGCCGAAUACGAGCAGGCGAUCAACAUGUACUCGAAAGCGAUCGAUCAAAUACGCGACAGCCCGAUACUGUACAACAACCGGGCGCUGGCGUACAUACGCAUCGAGCUGUACAAGCGGGCGAUCAUCGACUGUGACUUUGUGCUCAGCAAGCUGGACGAGAAAAAUUUGCGGUCGUGGAUUUUCCGCGCCCAAGGAUACUACCGGCUGGGGGAGAUGAAAGCGUACGAGAAAAGUGUGGCCGAAGCACGGAAGCACAAUCCACGGGAGCUGCCGUACAUCGAUCGGAUAGUGCGCGAAAUUGAGGGUAAAGCGGCCACCGGGGAGGUUGUUGUGGCGGCGGGAGACGAGCCGAUGGAGGCUGGUGAGCAGUCCGGAGAGAGGGCUGAAGAGACGGAUGUGACUGCUGGAGCAGCGGCAGCGGUAGAUCAUCGGUUAGCUACGAAGCCUUUGCCCAUGGACGAUGUACAAUCGACGUCUUCCGGAGAGCUAUCGGAAGGCUAGAGGAGUAAAAGCACGGCCGCAGCAGUUGGGUCCAUUUGCAAUUCUAUCAAGCACGCUCUUUGUACAGUAAAAUAAAGCAAUUCCCUGGUAUUGAAUAUGCAAUGUUCACAAUGUAUCCCACCCCACAUAUCUCUCUGCAAUGUUUUAAACCACAGAACGCCUCCACUGGCUGACUAAAAAGAAAUGGUAGCGUAUAAUUUGAUUUUUCCACACGCCACUUCCAUUACAUUGCAACUAAAGGAUCCCCGCACCGUUUGGAGCUUGGUGAUGAAUUGUCCGACCAAGUCUGGGAGUGGUUUUUGCGGUUGAUGCGCGUUUUGUUUACAUGUUUAUUGAUUAAACUUUUGUUGCGCUACCGUGCCGCGCCGUAUAGCGCCGCAGACAGAGCGCUAGCAAGAGACGUAGCCUAACCGGGCGUCGCAGCCCUAUUGCCGUAGACAUCCAUCAUUGGGUUUUAGAGGGAGGAGAAGGAACCCACCACCAGACAAGGUCUAGUGCGGGGUUGAACCACUGGCAAAAGGAGGUUCAAUUUUGCCAAUUUUGACGCCGCAAUGUUGAUUGACUUGUGACAAAAUUGUCUGCGGGGUUAGACAGCAUAUUUCAAGUACGUUGUUUAUAAAAGGGAAUUUCAAAACUACUUUAAAAUAGAGGAAAUUCAUUACAAGAUGCAUGAAAAAAUCUGUUUCAUAAUCUCUGACGCCUUAUUAUCCCAGUAAGACCUGCAUAAGAAUGAAAUCUGGAUGCUUUUAGAAUUCCAAAGCACCAAACCACAAAACGGACACCUUACACCAGGCUUGAAAUAUUCUAUUACACUCUUGCGCAAGUAUUUCGCUGCUUUUUUUCGCUGUUGUACGCCACAUUAUUCGGAUGUGGUUCUGGCAUUGUCAUUGUCCCUCGGCUGUGUCGAUUACAUGCUGUAACAAUGGCUUCGUGGCGUAACAAUGGUUUGCGUACGAAACGCAUUACAUAUAAUCACAGCUUUUGAUGACGAAGGUACGUAAAAACAAGCGUAUUGAGAAAAAAGAGAAACAAGAAGCAAGA
Messenger RNA from Anopheles coluzzii, 2369 nucleotides. Its product is annotated as RNA polymerase II-associated protein 3. NCBI's taxonomy places the organism in Eukaryota, Metazoa, Arthropoda, Insecta, Diptera, Culicidae. The record is from RefSeq and is a predicted model, not a curated record. Gene Ontology annotation, molecular function: protein binding. The transcript has 2 exons. Bases 438 to 1328 code for a protein of 296 amino acids.